GUUAAAAGUGUGUAAACGAAAUUAGGGCGGGGGCGGCAAUCGGAUGUUCGCGCCAGGAUUAAUUCACUUCACUCCAUUUCAUUAUACCCGCAUAUCUAUCUAUACAUAUAUAUAAAGCUGAUAAUAAUAAUGUUUGGUUGGCUGAUUUCACCGUAUUCAUUAUUAAUCGGAGUUUGUUAGAAUAAUAAUAAUAAUGUCUUGUCCGAUUCCGCCGCCCAGAGUGGCAGCUCGACGCAGAACCCAACCUACACCUCCUUCCCUUCCCAAUUCCAUUUCCAUUUCCAUUUCAAUCAAAUCUUCUUCUUCUUCUAAGAAUAAAAAGAAGAAAGAAUGUGAUGAUUAUCGGGAUACGGAAUGCGAGAAAUGCGGGUCGGGUGAAUUUGGAUCCGAGCUGUUGUUGUGUGACGGCUGUGACCUUGGCUUUCAUUUGUUUUGUCUUACCCCUAAACUUUCCACCGUUCCAACCUCCCCCUUUUGGUACUGUCCUUCCUGUUCUUUUCACCCCGCCGCCGCCGCCGCCGCCGCCGUCGUCAAUACCAAUAAUAUUAAAAGAUUUCCAUUGGUUCAAACCAAAAUCAUUGACUUCUUCCGUAUCCAAAGGUCAACUCCUUCUCAAGAAGAUAUCCACCACAAGAAAAGACGACGAACCGGUAGCUCAUUAGCUACAACUAAGAAAAAGAGGAGGCUGUUGCCAUAUACUCCAUCCGAAGACCCCGAAACAAGAUUACGACAAAUGGCAUCACUAGCCACCGCUUUGACUGCAGCUGGAGCUGUUUUCAGUAAUGACCUCACUUAUCUUCCUGGGAUGGCUUCUAAGUCAGCCAAUCGUCCGUCCUUCGAGAAACAAGGAAUGCAGGUUUUAUCAACACAAGACACCCAGGCUUUGAAUUUAUGUAAAACUAUGAUGAAGAAUGGGGAAUGCCCACCUCUUAUGAUUGUUUUUGAUCCUCUUGAAGGUUUUACUGUUGAAGCAGAUAAACCUAUCAAAGACUUGACGAUUAUCACCGAGUAUGUUGGAGAUGUUGAUUACUUAAAAAAUAGGGAAAAUGAUGAUGGAGAUAGUAUAAUGACUCUUAUUUCUGCUUCUAAUCCUUCAAAAAGUCUUGUCAUUUGUCCUGACAAACGUAGUAACAUCGCUCGAUUCAUCAAUGGCAUUAACAAUCACACACCGGAGGGUAAAAAGAAGCAGAAUUUGAAGUGUGUGAGAUACGAUGUCAAUGGUGAAGCUAGAGUGUUGCUAAUAGCAAAUAGAGACAUAUCAAAGGGAGAAAGAUUGUACUAUGACUACAAUGCUUAUGAACAUGAGUAUCCGACUCACCAUUUUGUAUGACCCCUAUCUUGUAUACCCUUAAUUAUUAUGGGCUACAAACUAACCCCAAAUCUUACUACCAAAUUAACUUAUGUUGAGUUUUGCCUUGUCUCAAAAUGUUAGUCACUUCAACUGUACAAGGGGUAUUCAUUAUCUAUAUAAAUGAGAAUUGACAAUGGCCUGAAAUUUUUGGUAUGA
Molecule: messenger RNA, 1507 nt
Organism: Erigeron canadensis
Lineage: Eukaryota; Viridiplantae; Streptophyta; Magnoliopsida; Asterales; Asteraceae
Product: histone-lysine N-methyltransferase ATXR6-like
Exons: 6
Coding region: 194-1330 (378 amino acids)
Molecular function (GO): protein binding
Source: RefSeq, a predicted model, not a curated record